This is a messenger RNA of Linum trigynum, 3400 nucleotides long. Lineage: Eukaryota; Viridiplantae; Streptophyta; Magnoliopsida; Malpighiales; Linaceae. The record is from the annotation of a GenBank genome assembly.
UUGCAGGAAGAAUUUCUUAUCAUUUCGAUCGAGUGAGUUUUGUUAUGUAAUGCACUUUCGUCUUUAUUUAUAGUAAUAAAUUGUUGUCUUUUGUUUAAACUCGCUCAUUUUUUUUUUGUAGCUCUACAACAGAGAAAUUUCUUGUCUUUUGUUUAAACAAAGUUGAAAGUGAAGAAGUACCAAUUGAAGUUCACUUGUUUGUUUCACAAAAUCAAUUCCAAGGUACUUCUGAGUUCUAAUUUGUAAUAUUUGAUGAAUGGAAGUCUUGAUUUGUGUUUACUGAACUUAUUUGUUUGACGUUGUAACCGGUGUACGUGAAACUAUUUUGAUGUAAUUGUGUGAAUUUAGAGUAUUGCGUUGUUGACUUUUUGUUUAAUUUAAAGUUGACUUUUCUAUUGUAUAGGUGAUUUUUUUAUGAUAUGAUAAAGACACCCCCUUGGCCAAUUUCCUGGCUCCGCCAAUGACCAUGCCCAUCGAGACCAUUAAUUUGAUUCGAUAUUGGAAGCUAUUUCAAAAUACCUUUCUUUCACUUAAAGGGCUCCCCUCUAUUUCUAAAUCCUCUGCCUAUUUUCAAAAAAACCAAUAACCAAAUACAACACAACAUACCACUUUUCAUAUUUGAGCCCCUCUUUUAAAUCAUCAAAAUACCAAAGCAAAGUGGAAUAUGGAGUCAUAUUUUUUAAAAACCAUAAACAUCAAUCUCAAGAUAAUACACCUCCACCAUAAACACCACACGACUCCUUGAUUCAAAACCGUCACAGAUUUACAAAGCCACUCAUUAAUCCAAAAAGAAACCAUUCGGAACCCAUCUUAUCAAAUGAUCAAAUUUGAGUUCUCAAACCAUGAAAACUGAAAACCCUGAAAAGUGACCCCAAAUACCAGUCAAACCCACAAACUUGAAACCAGAACCCACAAUAUACAUAUUUCCAGAAUCAAACACUCAAAAUACCAACACCCAAAUCAUUCAAAUUAAACCGAACGACAUAAACCAAUCAUUAAUCCCGAAAUACCAAAACCACCAAACAAAAUCCCUCACCAUCACACACCCACAGUUCAUCAAGUAUACAACCAACUCCCAAAAUUACCAUACAUACAUACCCAUAUUUCCAAUUACAACAAAGAGAAAUCAACCACAACAAAACUAAGGCAUAAUUUUAGUCCCAAAAGCCAGGUAUACUCCCACGAUUUCUCAGAAUCCACAAAUACAACAGGCAAUCUCAGCACACAAAUAGCACCAUUCCAAAACCCACCACAAGAAAAGUUCCCCUUGGCAAUUGGUAUUAUCACCGACGAAGCUCAGAGCUUCCGACAACAACCUUUCCUUUCUCUCCUAUCAGAACUAAUUCCGUCUCUUCCCCCUCAGCCGAACCAUUAAACCCAGACAAUAAAAAUAAUCAAGACGAGUCAAUAUCCAAAAUCCAAAUUCGAAAUAAAAAUUAAAUUUAACUAACCUCCUCGUCGUGUCAGUCGUCGGCGCUGUCACCGAAGCUCGCUGCUGAAGACUUGUCUUCUCCCUCGGCUCUUCUUCUCGAUACCUAGGGGUUUCAGUUCGGUUUCCCAUUAGACGCUAACCGUCUGGUUGAACCAAUAAAUGUCAGUUAGCGGCUAACCGAAAAUCAAAGUUUAUCAAACGCGGUCGGUUGUCGGCAAUGAGUUUGGUUGCUUCGGUUAGCCGAAUAACCGAAGCUAACCGACCGACCCCUUCAAUGUCCAUAAGGCGUCGUUCCCCAUCAAAACACCGCCGAUUCAGCAAUUUUCAUCUAAUUUUUUUUAAAACCAUCUACCGACCCUACCUGCCUCCUUCAUCGACCUCACCUCUCAUUCUCAGUCUCCCCCACCGCCUUCAACCCUCCACCCUCCAAACCCUUCACGAAUCACGAUGCCUCAUCCCUUCCCAACCCCCGUCGACUGCCGUCUCCCCUCGCCUCGCCGACCACGACCCUUCUUCAAGAAUCGCCAUCUUCUUCCAACAGCCACCACCAUUAUCGCCUCCGCCUUUGCGUUGCGUCGCUCGUCCGCCACCUGAAGACAUGCUGCCGGUGAUGGCCGACAAGUCCGCUCAUCCGCCACCCAAGUCCGCUCAUCCGCCACCUCUUCCUCGCCUCCUGAUGCCGCUCCUCCUCCUUCGCAGAGGAAGCAAUGGAGAAAAGAAGAAGAAGUUUGGAGGGUUGCAGAGGGCGCAAAAGUUAAACUGCUCACAGCAUAAAGUGUGAGUAGAUACUCACUAAGAGGAGGGAGGCCGUGGGCACUUUUUCGGGCGAGCCAAAAUUUUGGGCUGAGAAAGUGGGCAGUUUUUGGGCGGCCCAAAAUUUUGGGCGGGAGGUGGGCAGCUUUUUGGGCGGCCCGAAAUUUUGGGCGGGAAGUUGGAGAAGGAAGGAAAAAUUCGGGUCUGGUGGGGGCGGCCCGAAAUUUUGGGCGGGAAGUUGAAUAUGAAGGAACAAUUCGGGUCUGGUGGCUUGCAGCCUUGUAAGGGCUGCCCGCCGAGGGCCCAUGGGCCGAAGGCUCAUAAAACAGUUUUUUGGGCCGAUAUUGACAUGGCCUGAUAGGAUAUGUUUUUGUAAAAGGACGAAUAUUGGUAUGACAUUAUGAGAUACUAGUAUGGGUUUUACAGAUAUUUGUUGACAUGUGUUGGCAUAAUAUCAAUUCCUAAUUCCCUCAAGUUUUUUCGACACGCGUUCAGUUAUGCAUUGUCAUUAAUAAGUUGUCUUGUGCAGGGAUGUUUGUAGGUUUUCGUCGUCGAUGGUGUUCCUUAUGGUUGAGAGAUCAAUUCACAGUCGGGACAAUUUUUUGGGCCGAUAUUGACAUGGCCUGACAGGUUUUUUUUUUGUAAAAGGACGAAUAUUGGUAUGACAUUAUGAGAUACUAGUCUGGGUUUUACAGAUAUUUGUUGACAUGUGUUGGCAUGAUACUAGUCUGGGUUUUACAGAUAUUUGUUGACAUGUGUUGGCAUAAUAUCAAUUCCUAAUUCCCCUAAGUUUUUUUCGACACUCGUUCAGUUAUGCAUUGUCAUUAAUAGUUGUCUUGUGCAGGGAUGUUUGUAGGUUUUCGUCGUUGAUGGUGUUCCUUAUGGUUGAGAGAUCAAUUCACAGUCGCGAUGUUGACUACGCAAGCCAGCGAGUCGUGCAAUGCACAAGUGCGACUUUUCUUGAAAAUGAUUUGGACUUGUUUUUCAUUCACUUUAGCAGGUACGCAGAAUAUUUCUUUGUCUUUCUUUGAUAUUAGUCUACUUAAAUUUUGGAUAUUUUUCAGCGUUGUCCGGAUAUUUAUAUGCUAUUGUUAAAUAUUACUUUGUUUAGUUGGGAUAUUAGUAUUGGUUUGAGUGGAUAUUAGUCUGGGCACUAAACUCUUUCUCGUGCUUUGUAAAUGUAGUUUGUUGGCUGAAAAAAGACGCAAGGAGACU